Myxocyprinus asiaticus (Chinese sucker) is the source of this 4844-nucleotide messenger RNA. It is a transcript of the gene gpr155b, whose product is annotated as G protein-coupled receptor 155b. Bases 325 to 2589 code for a protein of 754 amino acids. Gene Ontology annotation, cellular component: membrane. The record is from RefSeq and is a predicted model, not a curated record. Gene Ontology annotation, biological process: transmembrane transport; cell surface receptor signaling pathway. Gene Ontology annotation, molecular function: transmembrane signaling receptor activity. The transcript is spliced from 18 exons. NCBI's taxonomy places the organism in Eukaryota, Metazoa, Chordata, Actinopteri, Cypriniformes, Catostomidae.
GGAAAGUAACGGAGUGUAGGAGCGCGUGAGAUGCUGAAAUCAGAGUGAAAACAUGGAUGUUUCAGGCGUGUUUUUAUACAAAAUCAUAUGCUAUCCAUUUAUCGAUCAGCUCGACACGUGAACACAGGAUGGUCGGAACUCCACACAGUCGCCGUGCGACACUCCAUUUGAAAUGACUGACCUCUGGUCUGCCAUCUGUCAUUUGAUGGUUGCAGAGAAAAGGGCGGCUUCAGUACAGCAAGAUGAAAGAAAAUGAUCUGCAAAAAUAUACCCUAGUUUUCUGAUCUUCACUGUUAGAUCAUCUCUCAGUGAUCAUCUCUCAUCAUGGAGGGCCAGUAUGUCUCAAUUCAUGGCCUCAACAUCACCCACAGCCCUCUUGCGGCACCAGCCAUGUCUAUCGACAAACUCUUUCCAGCUCUGCUGGAGUGCUUUGGCAUUAUCCUGUGCGGCUAUGUGGCGGGUCGUAAUGACAUCAUCAGCGAGACACAAAUCAAAGGGCUGGGCAGCUUCUUGUCAUGUUUUGCACUUCCUGCUCUGCUCUUCAAAAAUAUGGUGCAGCUGCAGUUCGAGCACGUCGUCUGGUCUUUCUUCUGGAGUGUCUUGAUCGCUAAAGUGUGUGUGUUCUUGUUGGUGUGUGUGAUGACGCUGUUGGUGGCAAGUCCUGAGAGCAAAUUCAGUAAAGCAGGGCUGUUUGCUAUCUUUACAACUCAGAGCAAUGACUUUGCACUGGGAUAUCCUAUAGUUGAUGCAUUGUACAGGAAUUCACACCCAGAGUAUGUGCAGUAUAUAUAUCUGGUGGCUCCUGUAUCUCUGAUGCUGUUGAACCCUGUGGGCUUUGCUCUGUGUGAGAUCCAGCGAUGGAGACACAACGCCGACCACAGCUACAGGAAGCUACAUGUGAUCUGUACUGUUAUACUGCAGGUUUUGAAGAAUCCAAUUGUCUUCAUGGUCAUUGUAGGAAUUCUCUGCCAUUUCCUGUUUGGUGGGCAUGUCCCCGUGUUGCUUGACGAGUUUGUAGAUGGCCUGGCAAACUCUUUUGGAGGGGUGGCGCUCUUUUAUCUGGGACUGAACAUGGUGGGACAGAUGCAUAAACUCACUCGUGCCACUGGAGUUUCCCUCAUUCUGCUUAUAACUGCCAAACUGCUAAUUAUGCCAUUAAUGUGUAAGGACAUGGUGGAGCUGUUGGAUACUGGUUAUUCCAGCUCUGUGAAUCACUCCAGCCUGUCUGACUAUGCAUUCCUGUAUGGAGUCUUCCCUACCGCUCCCAGCGUGGUCAUCUAUGCUGCCCAGUACAAUAUGGAGCUGGAAGUGGUGACCUCAGGUAUGGUCAUCAGCACGUUCCUGUCUGCGCCCAUCAUGUACGUGUCGGCAUGGUUACUGACUAUUCCAUGGAUGGAGGCCACGUCCCUGGUGAAAGAGCUACAGGAUGUGAGCUUCAAUGUCAGCAGUGUCAGCCUAAUAGCUCUGGUUUGGACCCUUGCUCUCAUGCUGCUAAGCAAGAAAUUUAGAAGGUUGCCACAUUUGUUUGCCACAAAUCUGUUUUUUGCACAGCUCCUAGUGUGUAUGUCGAUGAUCUUGUGGAAGUUUGUGACGCAUCAAGGAAAUGUGUGGUGUCAAAUUCUUACCUUCACAUUGCUCUACGGGUCUCUUUACAGUACCUACAUGUGGACAGGUCUUUUGGCAUUUGCACUCACUUUGUUGAAGAGAAAUGAAAACCUAAAGGUGAAGCCCUUUAUUUUCAUCAUCUUUGGCUGGGGAGUUCCAUUUCUGGUUGUGGGUGUGUUGCUAAUGCUAGGACAAAGAAUGAGUAACAACGUAGACUCCACCUUCUUUUACGGCAAGGAGCAGAUUGUGUGCACUGUGGUGGUCCUGGGCUCCAGCAUCAUUCUGGGUGGUCUGUCUUUGAUGGGUUUGAGCCGAGGGGCCCAGAAUGAGCAGAACUAUCAGGCCCUAGAUCACAACUUCAUGAUAGGCACAACAGAAGACGUCAGACAGCCCCAACCAGAGAACCAACACGCAUCUGAGCUAGCACCAACUAACAGUAGCCUCAACAGAGGUAUAGAUAAUGAUGGUUGUAGUGAACCCAUGCCAGAUAUGAUAGCUGGACAUCUUAACGACUCACCAGUGCCUUCAGCAGGGGUUUUGCUGAGUGAGGCAUCAAGCUCCACACGUGUGCAGGAGGAGAGACAGAUAGCUCGACAUGUGCUCCUCUGCCUGCUCCUCAUCGUCAGCAUGCUGGCCAACCUGUCCAGCUGCCUGUGGUGGUUGUUCAAUGCAGAUCCUGGGCGGCUUUACCUAGAGCUGCAGUUUUUUUGUGCUGUGGCCAAUUAUGGACAGGGUUUUAUUUCCUUUGGGAUUUUUGGGCUGGAUGAACAUCUUAUUAUUCUUCCAUUCAAAAAGAGGCUAGCUGCUCUGUGUGGUAUUACUCAAGAUGAAAGCCCGGAGUCUACUGCUGUGCCAGAGGAGAUUCGACUCACCUGUACACAGUUGGUGCGAUACCACAAAGAUCAGUGCGUUCAGGAUAUAGUUCGCAACAGAGGUGGGUCUUCUGAAUCUCUCACAGGACCAGUGGGUGAAUCCUUUCUUUGAUUGAUAGGUGUGCUCACUGGUGCCUAACCAGGUAGCUCAUUGGAUCCUAUGCAUGGGUGUGGCCAAAGAUAGAAAGGUGUGGCCUGCUUUUACAGCACACAGCUGCAGAAGAAUGGUGUCUUAGAGCAUGUGACACAAAUGUAUGGUUUCCAAUGCCCUGCAAUAUUGCUCCAGAAAGCGGUGAUGUCGCACGUUGAUCAUCACAACCUCAAACAAGGACUAAACAGACUGAAUUAAGACUGGACUGAGCUAUGAAUUGAGCUGUUCUUUCAUCAGUAUGUUAAAUUGCUAUGCAUGGCAUGCAAAGGGCACAAGAUUCUCCCUUUAUCUCACACACGCACAUUCAACAGCUCUUAAACUGUUCUGCCCAUUAAAAUACACAGCCUAUAUCUGCACUGAUUGUUGCAGUUACAUUAAUGAUCUGAUAAUGAAGGUAUCACAAGUCUUUACAAAUGCUGUAAAAACAUACUUCUGACUGUAUGCUUAUUUGUAUGCUUUGUGUUACUUGUGAGUCUUGAUGAUAAGACUACAUUAUAUGGCCUUGCUGCAAAGCAAAACAUGCCAUGUUUACAAACCUCUGCUGUGAUAGAUGAAUUAUACUGCAGUUACAUCUUAAGAGUGAGAUAAUGUCAAAUUCAGGACUAGGGUGACCAGGUGUUCUGAUAAAACUAGGACAGUCCCAAUUUUUCAAAUUGUAUCUUUGUCUUGAUAAUUAGUCUUAGAUUAAAUAAAAGUUUGAACUGAUAUUGCUGAGCUUCUUGACUUUUAAAUAAUGAGAAAGCAGCAGCUCAUUCCUGCCAUUUCAGAAAGUAACUUGAUUAAUCAUUAAAUAUAAAAUAUUUUGACUAAAACACUUCUUCAGAGGACAUCUUGUUUAAUGUUAGCCCUCAACUUAUUUGUUUUGAAUCUAAAUUCCCAUUAUCAUCAGUUACAGGGGAAGUCACAAGGGCUGCAUCUCAUUAACUAAAAAUGUUUAAGUCUAAAAUCCAUUACACAAAUGUGUGUUUCUUCUAGCAGUGGUUUUGUAGGCUUGUUCCAAACAACUUGUUUAAAAUUGUAUUCUACUCUCUUAAACUAAAAUUUCAAUAGAAUUAUAUUUUUGUAAUAGCUGUUGGGUAAACCAGUGAACAUAAUAAAACCACACUGGCAUACAUUCAGGCAAGGCAGGUUCCACUGUGACAACUUACCCCUACUGUGACAAUAUACAACGCUAUUGGGGUGUGUUGUCACAAAAGGUUAUUUAUUUAUUCAGGGACAAUACACAUUAAUAAUACAAAAGAAAUGUAAAAUGUGCCAGAUUUAGCCAAAUUGGCUAAUUUUCAUCUGUAGUCCCUAGGCAGGUUGAUAUUAUAAUAAUCAAAUAAAAAAACUAAAUUGUCAUUACACAAAUACAAAACUAUCAUACCAGAAUCUCUAUAAAUGCUCACAAUUUUUAUUAGAAAGCAACCACAUUUUCAAUUUUCUAGAGAAAACACAACAACUUGGUAUGUGUAACAUUGGUGUCUGGAGUGGAAGAGACGCAGGAGUAAGUACUUUCAGUCUUUUAAUUAUAAUCAUUGGAGUGGAAACAAACAAUAACUCUUAACAUCAAAACUUAACUCAAUGUAACACUUCAAGGACUGACAAAUGAUGACCAAAACAAGAGUUUAUAUAUACACAGGGAAACUAAUGAGGGAAUGGAAGGUAGGUGCAGAUGAUGAUUAACUGAUGGAAGUGAUUAGGGCAGUGAACUAUGGGAGAUGUAGUCCAGUGGAAAACUUCAAAAUAAGAGUCCUUGAAGAAAAUGAGGAAGACAGACUGUGACAACAUGUUUUAUGUUUUUUAUGUGUUAUGUUUUUUAGUUCCGUUGGAAGUCUAUUCCAUUCAUGGGUUCCUCUAAAAACAAAUGAUAUCUAGCCAAAUGUGCUUCUUCUCAAUGGUAUAUUACAAUCACCUCAUAUACCCGCUCUUGUGUACCGUCCUGUUUUUUGAUAUAUAUAUAAUAUUUUAAAACUGGUGGAGCAAAACCAUUUAAAAUCUUAAAAACAAGUACUAAGUCAGCAAAUUUAAUCAAAUGUUCCCAGCUCAAAAAAGAAUACUUAGUUAAAACACUACAAUGAUGAAAACUAUUUGCCUUUUUAUCUAAAACCUUAAGAGCUUGCUUAUAAACAGUCUCAACCAGUUUUAAAAUAGACUUACAUGUUUGUGUCCAUGUAGUCCUACAGUAAGUGAUAUGUGGAAGAAUCAUGGAAUUCAUAAAUAACACUGCUGCCUCU